AAAAUAUAAAAAGUGCAAUAAAAUAUUGUCAAAUAAAUUGUCAUGAGUGAUUUAAUUGGCAUGGACUUUCAAAGUGCAAUGGAAACUUUUGCGGAAGCAUGGGCAGCUGCCAACGCAGGAGUAGCUCAGAUAUUUAAAUAAAGGGAUUCUUAUAAUAAAUGUGUUCUUCAUCUUUUAGAACUCACGCAUUGUCAUUAGCAAAAUCAAAAUCACCAUCGCAAAAUGAACAAUCAGGUUCGCCAAUACAUCCAUCAAGCUCCGUACAUUCUGAACGUAGUUCAAGUAACAAACAAGAAAGCCCAAAAAAUAAUGUCAAUAUGAUGCAAAAUUCAACACAUUCUGUAUUAACAUCAAAUGUCACGGAAGACUCACAUCGAGAAGCAAAAGAGUCUAUUUAUGAUAGAUCAACACAACUAACUAGUAAAUUGGGGUUAAAUAUGAGCGAAACUUCUGACGGAAAUAUAGUUGCGAGAGAAAAUGGAUUAAUGAAUAAAUCAGUAUCAUCACCAAUCAUUGAUCAAAAAGAUUUUGAUAUUAAUAAAGUUCAUAACGCAAAGUCUUUACCAUUACAUUGUGUUGUGGAAUCAAUAGGAUCUAUGAAUGCAUCGAUUUUAAAUGAAGCAAGACAUCCUUGGAAACGUCGACCAAGCAUUGAAACAGACUCUUACGUAAUAAUACCAUCCCAAACACCAUUCAGCGAUAUUGUUACAACUGCUCUACAACGUUUAGGAUAUUCUAUCGAUAUAAUGAAUACGGCUCGUGGAUCUAUUAUUGUUAAAAAUUGGAAAGCUAUUGCUUUGGAAAAAAUUACUGACAAUCCAUUAGUUUCUGUAUUUGAUAUCUUAGGUGAAUUAAUAUCUGUAGUUACUUUGAAAAUAACAAUCAUCAGAUCAAAGCCUAGUCAACUAAUGGAGGUUAAAGACAAAUUGCUCAAAUUGUUAAUUUUGCAAUCACAUGCAGUUUUGCGAAGCAGUGGAUGUCCUUUGGAUGAGAUUACACUAUCGCAAAUAUGUCGCAGUCCAAUUCACAGUUCAUUUCCGUUCAAUCAAGAAAUUUCUGAAGAAUUGAAAAGAAAAUUUGAUCAAUGGUGGGGUAAUCAACUAACUCCACAGAGUAAUCCUAUAUCACAUAAAAUAUUGCCAUUUUCAAAUCCAAACCAGACAACGGAGCUCGAUUUCGUUAAUUCAGGAACGCAUAGCAGAGAUGUUGAUAAUCGACAUCCAGCUUCACUUAUUGUUCAUCCAGCACUGCAAACGGUACACUCACAGUAUCCAAAUCAAAAAACCCGUAUGCGUACGAGUUUUGAUCCUGAAAUGGAGUUGCCGAAAUUACAAAGAUGGUUUCAGGAAAACCCUCAUCCAAGCCGACAACAAAUUCAAUCAUAUGUUGUCCAAUUAAAUGCUUUAGAGUCUCGAAGAGGCAGAAAACCUUUGGAUGUGAAUAAUGUAGUAUACUGGUUUAAGAAUGCAAGAGCUGCACAAAAGCGCGCUGAAAUGCGAGGUCAAAGCGGGAUUUUAAACGGAUUUUCGCCUAGUGCUAUGAUGUUACAACAAUCUGAAUAUAAUAUAAAGAGCAGUCCGAGUAAUCCUCCAAGUGAAGAUAUAGAUGCGAUAUCACAACAUUCUGAUGAUGAAGUGGAUGAUUCAGAAAGAGCUGGAUCACCCCAGCUUCCGCUUUCCUUAACAAUGCACGAACGUCAUCGUAGUCCCAUAUCAAAUAUAUCGGUAAAACGAGAAGAAACUAUUAGUCCUAAUGUUGACGAUGCCACGAAAGUUGAAAGCAAGAAUAACAACAACAACGGAUCAACAUGUGAUCGUUCUCCGGAACUUAAUGAUGAUGAAGAUUCACUUUCUAAAAAUGACCGUCCUUUGUCACCGUCUGCUCGUUCUAUACAAUCCGAUGACUUAGAUGUCGAUGAUCAGGACCACCACAAUCUUGAUGACUUUCGUACCCCAUCUCCCGAUUCCAGUCGUCGUAACCUUUCAUUUCCUUUGGUUGGAAACUCGGUGUUUUCCCAAUCGAUUAUGUACAUGAGUCAUUAUAUGCCACAAAUUCCAGGAUCACAUCACCAAAAUGGUCCACCAGCUGGAAUAGGCUCUGUCGGUAUAAAUCUGUCAAAUUCGUUUUCAAAUGAUGAACGACGUAAACGUAACCGCACGUUCAUCGAUCCAGUUACAGAGGUACCCAAGCUGGAACAAUGGUUUUCAAUGAAUACCCAUCCGUCACACAAUCUUAUACUUAAAUAUACAGAAGACUUGAAUCGAAUGCCAUACAGACAAAAAUUUCCUCGCUUGGAAAGCAAGAAUGUACAAUUUUGGUUCAAAAAUCGGCGCGCAAAGUGUAAACGUUUGAAAAUGUCUUUAUACGAUUCAUCACAACUAUCAGGAUUGAAUCCAUUUCAUCAUUCAGAACGAGAGUGAUCAAAAUAUCAUGGAUGUUUCAUUUAUUAAAAAAUAAAAAGAUUUUGUUAUAUGAGAUUGAAUGACAGUUUCUUUUUAAACUGAUACA
This is a messenger RNA of Culicoides brevitarsis, 2508 nucleotides long. RefSeq names its product homeobox protein dve-1 (gene dve). NCBI's taxonomy places the organism in Eukaryota, Metazoa, Arthropoda, Insecta, Diptera, Ceratopogonidae. Bases 159 to 2420 code for a protein of 753 amino acids. The record is from RefSeq and is a predicted model, not a curated record. Gene Ontology annotation, biological process: regulation of transcription by RNA polymerase II; chromatin remodeling. Gene Ontology annotation, molecular function: DNA-binding transcription factor activity, RNA polymerase II-specific; RNA polymerase II cis-regulatory region sequence-specific DNA binding. The transcript has 6 exons.